Molecule: messenger RNA, 1309 nt
Organism: Rosa rugosa (rugosa rose)
Lineage: Eukaryota; Viridiplantae; Streptophyta; Magnoliopsida; Rosales; Rosaceae
Exons: 10
Coding region: 629-946 (105 amino acids)
Biological process (GO): proteasome assembly
Cellular component (GO): cytosol
Source: RefSeq, a predicted model, not a curated record
AUACCCACUCGCUCUGUGUCUCAGCAACCAUUAGGCCUAUCUAAGUUUCUAUCCCCUCUUUCACCAGCAACCAAAAACUCAGAAGCUCACGCACAUCCAAGCUAUCGAGGAAGGAAAGCGUAGCAAUAAUACCUAAAUGUCGGCCUUCUUUCAGAUCUGAGAAUCCUUACCCAAACCUAAGCCACCGUUCUUAGUCUCGCCUUCAACCCUGAGAAUCCUUGUUGUUUGCAUUUGCGUCUUAAUGGAGCUGUCCAGCAACCACUCAAGAUAGAGGAAGCUUCACUAUUCUGUUUUCGAUUGGGUUAUUGGUCGCGUUCUUACUCUCCGGCGUUGAUUCCAUUCUCGAACUCUUCCUCUUGCUGUGAAGCCGCAAAGCAUAAUUUUGGGUUCGAAGCUUGGCGAUUCUUCAACCUCGAAGCUUGGUGAUUCUUCAACCUCAAUUUCUGGGUUUCUGAUUCGUUGAAGUAUUGAGCUCGUGGUCAACUGGAGCAACUUGGAGUCUUGGUUCGAUUCCGAAAUCUUCAAGCUCGGAGAUGAGUGAGUCGGCGAAGGUUUUGAAAAUACCUUGGUUGCUGUUUUGGAAUGUAUUUUCAAAACAAGAUAUGGUGCUUCUCUCAUCCCACAGUAUAUGCCUUUCAUACAAGUUGGUCUGACGGCAGAUUCUCAGAAAGUCAAAUCUUUAGCUUGUAAAACGGUUACUCGCCUUCUCGAAAGUGUGAAUGGAGAUGUUGUUUCUGCACAUCUUAUAAUUGACAACAAUAUAUAUCCUCUAUUGCUUGAUUGCCUCAUUAAUGGAAAUGAACAAGUUACAACUGUAGCAACUGAAGCAAUAAAGAAUAUAGCUGGUAGUCCAGCAGGCAUAGAUAUUGUUUUCCCAGCUAAUACCAAUGAAGCUACACAUCUUGGAAAGUUGGCAUCUGAAUGCUCAUCACUGAUCAGAAGUUGAACUAGGAGUGUUGAAGAAAUUAAAAGGAGUCAUCCUGAAGAAAUUGAAAACUGCAAUAGCAUUCGAGAUUGCAAGAAUUAUAUGGAAUGGCUAUCUUCUCUUCAAAACUUUGAUGCCUCAAUUAGUUGAUAUCUCUGGAGGAUUAUCCGUUUGAAGAAUCAGAGCUGUUACAUAAUCGGCUAACUUAGUUGCUCUACAUUAGUAUAGACGUUGCUCUAGAUAGUAGUUUUUUGUCUUAUGAGUUUAUUGAGCUGAUACUCAUUAGGUUUAUGUAUGAAAAAAUUAUGGAUGUAUUUGUUGGCUGUAAUGACAGAUUCAAUACUAUAUGUCAUUUGUGUAGUUUCCAGAUUACAUCCUAAUAGA